ACCACGAUUUAGAUUAUCUAAUUUACUCGAUUGCAAUUCUCAAUGCAUAGUAUAAUAUGGGCGCUAUAAUACCUUAAAAAAGAUACGAUACUGAGACUUUCACUCAAACAGGGAGCUACGUCAUCUCACGCAUGCGCUGUAGCGUCGCAAUAUAUUGCACCUGACAGCACUGACAGAAGUGACUUUAGUUCGUCUCGGAUUGGGUACAAAGGCAGGAGGCAGCGCAGUCGACCCGGCACUAUCAUCUGUUAGUCGCCAUAUUGAGCAGUUUCUGUUUAUCAGUGACUUGAGAAGGUGUUUCGUAUACUUAAGUGCCCAAAAAAGAGCAUUUCAAUGUUAUAGGAAGAAAGAAGGACCAACGAAAGACAAAGAGCGUGUGGCGUCAUAAUAUUGACAUUUACGUACAUUUCUUCAAGAUGGUGUGGAAGUGUUGUGUUCUGCAAUGUAAGUCCACAUCUCAAAUACCAGUACAUCGCUUCCCAGAGGAUGCAUCGAAAAGGGAACAUUGGCUAAUAGCUAUAGGCAAAACUGAUUUGAUCGGUGCGCCUAAAGAAACAUUGGCCAAAUUGAGAAUCUGUAUGGAACAUUUUCCGAAGAAUAUAGUACAGUCUUAUGGGUCUAGACGACGCCUAACCAACAAUGCUGUACCAAUAUUACAUUUGCCUUUCAAUUUUGAACAGCAUGUUGAUAUUAACGUUAACGAUAAUAUUUGUGAGCAUGUUAGUGUAGUAGAAAAUGUUCCGAACGAUUCUGCUUUUAUGCCACUGCCCAUGAAUAUGGGUGAAGAGGCAGCAAGAAAAAAUGAAGAAGAAGAAGGAAUCUAUGUUUUAAAAAGAAACUUGAGGACACAACGGAAGAUGUUACACAAUAAGAAGAGGAUUAUUUAUCACUAGUAUCAGAGGAUCGACAGACUGCGACGUGGGAAUACAUGGGAUGACAUCACGAAAGACAUGUCAAAUAUACAGAAGACUUUCUUCCAAAUGUUGACGAUAAAUUUAAAAUGUUCUCCACAGCUUUUGCUUGCAAGCAAUCAGGCUUGAUUAUUCUGGUGGCACGUGGUGUACACGUGAUCACUCAUAUACAAGUGAUUUAUCUGUCGAGAUGGAGAUCGAUCUUAUGGAUGUUACUCCGGAUAUUGGUGCAGAGGAGAGUUUAUCUGACACAAAUAUGUCACGCAAUAGGAAUAGUAUGAGAAUUAAGUCUAGUGCUAUGCCUGAGAAACAAAGGGCUCUCUGUCCAGACGAUCUAAAAGAAGAGCUGGACCACGUGAUGCCUAGCGAGGACAGUGCGUGAUCAGUGUUUGGAUUCGUCGACCUUUCCAAUAACAAACAAGUUAUACAAGCGAUUUUUGAGAUCUCAGAGUUCCUCAGAGUCUUUGAAGUCCACUGGGAGCAUUGAAGGCCGACGGCUAACUCCUAAUAAGGACAAUUCAGUUAACAUCCGCAAGGUCAAUGUUGAUCCUACUACUUCUGCUUCUUCUACUUCUGUGCCUCUUAUCGAUAAGGGAUGUAGCGACUCCGUCAUGAAGUUGAAGGUUGGUAGUGUCAGUGCCGGUAUUGAUAUUACACAUGAUUUUCCGGUCGUUGCUGGCAUACUAAAAAACCG
Molecule: messenger RNA, 1605 nt
Organism: Harpegnathos saltator (Jerdon's jumping ant)
Lineage: Eukaryota; Metazoa; Arthropoda; Insecta; Hymenoptera; Formicidae
Product: THAP domain-containing protein 3-like
Exons: 4
Coding region: 417-893 (158 amino acids)
Molecular function (GO): sequence-specific DNA binding
Source: RefSeq, a predicted model, not a curated record